This is a messenger RNA of Aureobasidium uvarum, 3351 nucleotides long. NCBI's taxonomy places the organism in Eukaryota, Fungi, Ascomycota, Dothideomycetes, Dothideales, Saccotheciaceae. The record is from the annotation of a GenBank genome assembly.
AUGGCCCACAACAUCGCCCGCAAGGCAUACUCAGCAGAACAACUCUUGGCCCUGCGCCAUUCAGCAUCGGAUGAGACGGCUAUCCAGAUCGAAGCCAAGGCCCAGGAUGGAGCCAUCAAAGACCAUGUUGUCCGCAACGCACGUUCCUUUGCUGCGCGCUCAUCGCGUUCGCUCGCCACGUCUGACACUCUGCACCCUCCUCCUACGGAGACACGCCAAUUCAGCGCACCCGUCUUGACCGAAAUUGAUCCAAACAACCAGAACUUGCGCCCUGGACUGGCUGCCAACCGUUACCGCCCCUCUCCGACUCCAUCACUGAAGAAGCGCAAGGCCGAGCAAAUUCUUAACGACCAUGGCUCUCCUCCUGGACUUCGCGUCACCGCUGGAGGUCGCAUCGUUCCCAGUGAUCAGUCUCCGCUGUGCAGUCCUCGCUAUGGCUACAGUGCGAUCAAGAAGAACGGCAUGCUCAUCAAGUUCGGUCCCAACUUUCCAGCUCCUCCUGGCGGCAUUCCCAUGCAGAGGAUGGGCUUGCCCAAUGGCUUCGUAGCUCAAGAUCCCGACGGCAGACUUUGUCAGAUGGUCGAUGGCAAGUUCCUGCCCGUUGAUGAUGUCGACGGCAUUCCUCAACUCUACAUUGCCGCUCCCAACUUGACUGGCAGCACCGGAUUCCCUGCCGGCGAAAAGGAUGACGCUACUGGCAGUACGCCGUUCAACAACUCGACCAGACAGCAGCAAUCCAGCCAGAGCUUCGACAAUGUCCCUCCAACUGGUCCAGCACUCAAGCAGACUACCAUGAAGCCGCCAGUCAUCAGCAGCACUGUGCAGAUCCAAGCUCUGGAGAAGCAAUACACCAAGCUGGAGCAGGAGUCGAAGGAUCUUGACAAGGUCGAAGUCUUGCAACGCAGCUCGAUGAGUUCCAAGACAUACGCUCAGCUCGUCCAGAACCGUCGUGAUCUCGUCGGCCGUAUGAACGCGAUUCGUGUCAGCAUCAAGUCUCUGCGUGAAGCAAAGUCCUCUGCCGACCACUCGCCUCAAGCUGUUUCUCAGCUGAUGCAGUCCCAGUUCGGCAUGCCACCUUACGGACCAGCAGCUAUGAUGGGACCAGCAGGACCCAUUCCUGAUUGGACCUUCGACGGCAUCGGUCCCGAGGCUCACAACAUGCCUCACUUCCACGGUGCUCCCAUGCCUCACGGAAUGGGGUAUUAUGGCCCACCACCUCCUGGUUAUCCUGGUGCCAUGGCUCCGUACCCAGGCAUGUUCGGCACAAUGCCGCCUAUGUUCAACAUGAUGGGAAUGCCUCCUGUCGACGCAUUCGGCAACUUCAUCCCGAACGCCACCAACAUGGAUUCUCAGGCCUUCUCCAACGGCAGCCCACCUGCUACACACGCCAACACAGCGCACGAAACCGGACCAGGCAACGAUAGAGCAACUGAGAAGACCACCACGUCACAGCAGGAGUCUACACGCAGAACCCAUGCCUUGCAGAUCAAGAACCCAGAGAACAAGUCCGAGUCGAGCCAAAAGUCGGCCCUCAACCCCAUGAGCCCCAGCUACCAGCCUGCCGGCAAAUCUACGCCUGCAUCCAAGAUUGUCUCGACUCGUGCCGCCUCUCCAUCGCCUGCUCUUGCUGAGGCUGUCAGGCAGCACAAUGCUUGGNUGACCGAGUCGGCCAACGCCUCCACCACCAAUCUCAACUCUGCGGGUUCUCAGCGCAAGCUUCGUUAUGAAUCAUCCUCGUCGAGCUAUGCCACUGCCGACUUCUUUCCCAACAACCCUCGUGAUCACUCUAUGAGGAAAGAUGCUUAUCCUGUCGCACACGAUCGCAAUGCCAGCCGCAACAAGUUGGCAGAACGUCCCUCUGCGUCAAAUGAGCAGCCCGUCACCCCAGACAAGGAGAACCAGGAUCCAGGAUGGAACUUCGCUCCUGUUACCAGUGUCACGACACCACCAACCAUGCGUGAUCAGACCGUUGACCAGCCAAGCACUCUAGAGAUCGGCAGCAUGGAUCCUGUUCAGAACCGCUCCGAAAUGAACGUGAGCCCAAAGAACCGUCGUUCAGACUACCCUUUGAGCUACAAAUCCGUCAGCGAGGUCACAACGCUGGGAUCAGGUCUUCCUUCUCCUGCCAUCGGCUCCUCUCAAGAUUCGCAGUUGCAACAAUCCAAGCCUGCUCCUUGCUCAAAGGAACCUCUUGGUCCCGAGGUAACCACCUACAUGGACGGCUUCAAGGCUGGCAAGGCUCGCUUGCCUGUCGGUCUUGAGAAGAGCGGCCUCUGGCUCGACGGCUAUUGUGCUGGUUUGCUCAACUCAGCCCAGCCAACUCCCGCUCCAAUCCCGUCCAGGGCCCCAGCUCCAUCUCACGCUGGUCCAGUCAUCGUCAAGCCCUAUCUGCCAUCAGGACAAAAGGACAUCGUUUCUCAGCGUGCUGUGCCUGCCAUCAAUGUCAACGCCACGUCAAUGAACCCUCUGAAGGAUGUCAUCUUCUCGGCUCAGAACGAGAACGCUGUCCUUACUCCGGAUCCCAAUGGGCCUUGCGUCAACGACAUGGCCGCCUUGCAUCUCGGAAGCUGGGCAAAGACUCAUCAAGGACCCGCAGCCGCCGAGUCUGAUGCUGUUCUUGCCUCUGUUCGCAAUCGCGAGACAGUGUUGCCUGAGCGUACCUCUUCUGCUGUGCAACGUCAAGCCUCAACAUCGGCUGAGCACAACCGAACCGUCAUGCCAACGGACCAGACAAGCAGUGCCAUGAUGGAGCGUGAGAGAGCGUACAUGCCUCAAGACCGCCGUGCCACGUCUGCACAGAUGCAAACAACUGGUGGUUCUCCAACAGCCUACUUUCAGCGGGUCUACCCAGCUCAUCGCGUCAUGAGCUCGCAGCUCGAGUGGAAGUCAGGCUCUUCCAUCGCGCAGGUUGCUGGACUGGCCACUGGCUACUUUGCACAGUACGACGGUACGAGAACAGGUGCCAACACUAUUGGAGACAGACAGCCGCUGACUCAGAUGUCUGGCAACACAGGCAUGACGACCCACGACACCAUGUCAGGAGCAUUGCCCGAGAAGCAGCCCGGCAUGUCGGCCAGAUUCACCGAAGGAUCCAUGACUGCCGAUGUCAAGACAGGCAGCCCAUCGUCGUCACCUGGCAAGAGAUCGUCCACCAAGGGCUCUCCGGCCAAGGUCAAGUUUGCACAGAUUGCUGGCAGAGCUGGAAUCAAAGUGCGCAGCGUGAGCAGAGACGAGCAGGAGAGCGAGCCCAGCAGCCCUCAAGAGAAGCGUCGCUGGAGAGACGUUUGGACAAAGAGGUUCACUGAGACCGGCGUCCGCGAAGGUGAACAGAAGCAAGGCGGUCGUCCUUGA